Thermothelomyces thermophilus ATCC 42464 is the source of this 1239-nucleotide messenger RNA. RefSeq lists its product as uncharacterized. Lineage: Eukaryota; Fungi; Ascomycota; Sordariomycetes; Sordariales; Chaetomiaceae. Gene Ontology annotation, cellular component: nucleolus; preribosome, large subunit precursor. The coding region runs from base 105 to 698 and encodes 197 amino acids. Gene Ontology annotation, biological process: ribosomal large subunit export from nucleus. The transcript is spliced from 2 exons. The record is from RefSeq and is a predicted model, not a curated record.
GACGUACAAUACAGUACAAUAUCGAGAGCGAUAAGAAAUUCGCGGAUGAAGCCCCACGCUACUCCGUACUGCCCUCGAUAACGAAACACGGGCGUAAAGACACGAUGGCGAAAGGGACCAUUUCCAAAGGCAAGAGAGGCCCCUCAAUACACUCCCGCGCCGCCAGGCGUGCAAUCUCCCCUAGCAUCGACACCGACAAGUCUCUAAAGAACGUCCGGCCGCCGCAAGAAUCCGUCGACCGGCGGCCGGCGGUGCUCGCGGCGCGCCAGGCCGGUGGCGCUAUCAAGAAGGCCAAGUCGGGCCGGAAGGCGGUGCUGAGCUCGAAGGCGCGGCGGCGACGCGAGCAGAGCAUGAGCCGCGCCGAGGCCAUCAUGGACCGCACCGCGGUCAAGGUCCAGAAGAGCAAGGGCCACGCCAAGGUCAUCCACUCGCGGAAGAAGACGUGGGACGAGAUCAACAAGGAGGCCUUCGAGCUGACGGAGGAGCAACGCAAGCUGCUGAGCAAGAAGGCGAGGGCCAAGAUGGAGGAGGACGCCAUGGUGGAGGCUUUUUAUGCGGACGAUGGAGACGCCGAGAUGGAGGGGGCUGACGAUCUUGGGCAGACACCUGGCACUUCAGAAGCUUCUGCCGCACCGGCCGUGUCGGCGCCGGUUGCGACGGCUGAAGGGGGCGAGGAAGAGGAGGAGGAGAUCUUGUGAGGUUGUUGUUGGUGUUUCUCUGCUUGUGGGUCUCUUAUACAAACAAAAUCUGUGUUGGGCUUAGUUAUAUAAUUGGUGUUCGGAAAGCAUGGUGUCAUCGAUACGCUCCCGGUGCCGCGAUACGAGGUUGGCCCGGGGAGGAUAUCGGUUAAAGAAAGCGUGGGUACUACGACUGGGGAAACUGGAUGAUCAAAACACAGGAUAUGACAACAAAAUAGGAAAUUUGUCUAACGGGUGUAGGUUUGGUUUUAUUCUCGGUGUCUAGGACAACAUAAUUUCUUCGUUGCAGCCAGAAGAAAAUGGAAAGGGUUUGCUUGGGGAGGGUGAAACGACUUGCCCAUGACGGAGACGGCACUACGUUCUGGUUUGCAGGGCUGGAUAGUCUCGGCAAGACGUUGAAGUGCAGCGCAAGAAAAUUGGGAGAAGGAGUAUAGAUAGCAGUUAGAGCAGGCGCCAAUCAAUCCUUAGGGCUUCCAACGAAACCCUCAAGCUGUCAUGCCACGUCAAGUACCUGAACUAAGCAGUCAGAGGAAUGAAUCCG